AUGUGCAAAUAUCUGAGCUUUAAUUGUGUUAAAAAUUUACUUUAGGGCAUUGACAUAUUUGGUUUAGCAGUUACGUUUAGAAUAUUUUCACAGAAAAAUCAUAAAACUCAUUUUGGAGGGUUUGUUACACUGUUGAUUGUUUUUCCUAGUUCAGUUAUAUAACAGUAAAACUAUGUAUUUCAACCAGAGCCUUUUUAUUUUACUCCAAAGCUUUUUUCUUUUGCAUUUGGACUUUAAGACUCUUUUGGCAACAAUUUCAUAGACGAAAGGGUCUAUAAAGUAAAGUCUACUUUGUAAAUAAAUAGAAGAGUGUUGAAUAAUCUAACUGGGAAAUAUGAUCUUGUUAUAAGUUAAAGAGAUGUUUCAUUAGUUAGGUGUACUCUAGAACACUUUUAAGUUGAUGGGACUUAAGAUUACUUUAUAAAACUUCCUAUUGAUUAGCUCUAUUGCUUUGCAUUAAAUGAAACAUAAAUAUAUAUUGAAGGUGAGUUUUCAGCUUUGAAUUUUACAUAAUUUAAUAUAUAAAUAUCUGAAUGUACAGGCAAUUAAUGUCUUGAUACUAUGUAAAGAUAAAAAAUUUUAUUCAGUCCAAGACUUGGGAUUUACACAAUUGAUAAUAUUAUUUAAAUUACAAAUAAUGGUAAACCUUAUGUUUCUGUAGGAAAAAACUUAUUUUGGGUGUCUGGAUUGAGCUUUUAAAAGGAAAUACGUUAUAAUUUGGUAAAUAAUUAUGUUCACACAGAUGACGGUUUAAUUGCACAAAAUAAUAGAAUAGACCGAAUAGUUUCUUACUACGAUGAUACGGAGUAGAUUCUAGAUAGAAGCUCGCCACUUCUCUUUAACUUUUAUAUUGAUUAUGAAAAGAAUAAAGAAAUAGUUUAUUAUAGGUAAUAUCCUAAAUUAGUCAUGCUUUUUUCUUAGUUAGGAGGUACUUUUAAUGUUUUAGUUGGAAUAGGAUGUCUAUUGUGUUGGCCAAUUUCUUAAUUAGAGUUGAAUAGGAAAAUUAUAAAUUCAGCUUUUAAUAUAGAUUAAUCCGUAAUUGAUCUGAUAGAAACAAAAAAGGAUUCAAAAAAAAAAAGUAAAGACAAAUCUGAUUUUUAAAUAAAGAAUAAUUAAAUAUAAUAAAGUAAUCAAAAUUACAGCAACAAAUAAGAUACGCAUAUUGAUCCUGAACAUGCUAAAAACUCCCAAAAAUUAUAAUCAGAAACAGCAUAUCAAAGUUAAGAUCGAAUUUUCAAAAUUUUUUCUUAAUCAUUUUCCUAAGUAAAGCUCAAAUUAAGAGAUUAUAUAAUGACUUAUUUUAACUUUUUUUGCAGCAAAAAAUCCAACAAAUCUCUCAUGAUUAAAUAUGGGACAGACAUUUUAUACAGUCACAUAGAUAUUUUUAAUAUAGUCAAUAAACUCAUAGAGUUAGAAAAGCUAAAGCAUUUGCUGCUUAACGAGGAUUAAAUUAAAUUAUUUGAUUAUCUUCCUAAACCAACACUAAAAUUGCCGAAAGCAGAAGAUCAAAGCAUGUUAAAAAAUAAUAAACUUGCUUCAUUAAAUAAAGUAACUUUAUAAGUAUCUUAAGAAAAUGAUUAGUAAGAAAUUAAACUAGAUUAAUUGAGUAAUCAAAGUACCUAAGUUAAUAAUUAAUCCAGUCUACUUUUUAUGCCUCAAAAGACGUCUGAAGAAAAAGCUAAGGAAGCUCAUGAAGCUUUUAACAAAAUAAUAAACUAAUCUUCAAAUAUUAAUUCAGAUAUUGAUAAAAAGUUAAUUUCUAUGAUAGAUAUAAAUUUAUUAUCAUAUUUUAAAUAAAAUUUUGAUUAGCCUUUUAAUAAAAGCAUUUAAUUUAAACCCUUUUAAUUUAACUAAAUUGCCUAGAAAAAUUCAUAUUAAGUAAAUCCAGAACCACAAACAGAAAAGUAAAUAGUAUAAUAAAUUGAUAAUUUCGUUACAGAAGAAGAUUGCAUCAAUCCUUUUUAUGAGUCUAAGGCAAAGCACUUGGCAUCUAAGGUUUUUGGUGAGACAAGUUCUAAUAAAUAAGAAGAUUAAACCUCAAUUUCAGAAUCAAGUAACUACAGAGAUUUUUCUUAGUUAAGUAAACAUAAAAUGAUUAGAAAUACUGCUUUAAAAAUUAAAAUAGACUCAAGCUAUGCUUAUUCAAUAAAUUAACUAUGA
Messenger RNA from Tetrahymena thermophila SB210, 2160 nucleotides. RefSeq lists its product as hypothetical. The transcript has 2 exons. Gene Ontology annotation, cellular component: nucleus. Gene Ontology annotation, molecular function: double-stranded DNA binding. Gene Ontology annotation, biological process: reciprocal meiotic recombination. The record is from RefSeq and is a predicted model, not a curated record. Lineage: Eukaryota; Ciliophora; Oligohymenophorea; Hymenostomatida; Tetrahymenidae.